UCUAUAGAUGCGGACUAGCUAGUCCUAAAUAGCCGCUUAGUUUAUUCCAUCUUAUCAUCUAUCAAACUUUUGUCCAAGAUUCCAAGAGUCCGUCCGACGACUGUUACUCUCAUUGAUGUGCACCGAUUUUGAAAAUGCGGUCUCAUGCCGUAGAGGAUGGUUUAGAAAAGGUUUCUAGCCAUUGCAACCAUUACUUUCAGUAUUGGUUUAUCCAAUGGAAAUCCCGGUUGGCCUCCACUUUGCAAAGAAAGUGAAAGACAAGCACUUCUGAUGUUCAAGCAAGAUCUCAACGACCCUGCCAAUCAGCUUGCAUCGUGGGUUGCAGAAGAAGGUUCAGACUGUUGCAGUUGGACAAGAGUUGUCUGUGAUCACAUGACCGGCCACAUCCAGGAGCUGCACCUUGAUGGUUCCUACUUUCAUCCGUAUUCCGACCCUUUUGAUUUGGAUUCCGACUCUUGCUUCAGUGGUAAGAUAAAUCCUUCUUUGCUCAGUUUAAAGCAUCUCAACUACUUGGACUUGAGUAACAAUAAUUUUCAGGGAACACAAAUUCCUAGUUUCUUUGGUUCUAUGACAAGUUUAACACACCUUAACCUUGCAUACUCAGAGUUUUAUGGAAUAAUUCCUCAUAAACUGGGAAAUCUCUCCAGUCUACGUUAUCUCAAUCUCAGUAGUUCCAAUGGUUUCAAUCUGAAGGUAGAGAAUCUUCAGUGGAUUUCUGGUCUUUCUCUGCUGAAACACUUGGACUUAAGUUUUGUAAAUCUUAGCAAAGCAUCCGACUGGUUGCAAGUUACAAACAUGCUCCCUUCUUUGGUAGAGUUAGAUAUGUCUAAUUGUCAACUUCAUCAAAUCACCCCCCUACCCACCACAAAUUUUACUUCCCUGGUCGUCCUUGAUCUUUCUGGAAACCGUUUUAAUUCUUUGAUGCCGAUGUGGGUUUUCAGUAUUAAAAAUCUAGUUUCUCUUCGUCUCAUUUAUUGUUGGUUCCAAGGUCCAAUUCCUAGCAUUUCACAGAAUAUCACAUCUUUGAGGGAAAUUGAUUUGUCAUUGAAUUCUAUUAGUCUUGAUCCGAUUCCCAAAUGGCUGUUUAACCAAAAAGACCUUGCCUUGAGUCUAGAAUCCAAUCAACUUACAGGACAACUUCCAAGCAGUAUUCAGAAUAUGACUGGUCUUAAAGUUCUUAAUCUCGGAUCGAACGACUUCAAUUCUACCAUACCUGAAUGGUUGUAUAGCUUGAACAAUCUCGAGUCUUUACUUCUUUCUUCCAAUGCCUUGCGUGGUGAAAUAUCGAGUUCCAUUGGAAACAUGACAUCCCUUGUCAAUCUUCACUUAGAUAAUAAUCUGUUGGAAGGGAAAAUCCCAAAUUCUUUGGGACAUCUUUGUAAGUUGAAAGAUCUUGAUCUGUCAAAGAACCAUUUCACGGUUCAAAGACCAUCCGUAAUCUUUGAAAGUUUGUCCAGAUGUGGUCCGAAUGGAAUAAAAUCAUUGUCGUUGAGGUAUACUAAUAUAUCAGGUCCCAUUCCAAUGUCUCUAGGAAAUCUGUCAAGCUUAGAAAAAUUGGACAUAUCUGGAAAUCAGUUUAAUGGAACUUUCACAGAAGUUAUUGGUCAACUCAAAAUGCUAACGGAUUUGGAUAUAUCUAAUAAUUCAUUAGAAGAUGCAGUGUCGGAAGUUUCUUUUAGCAACCUUACAAAGUUGAAGCAUUUCAUUGCAAAUGGAAACUCAUUUACUCUGAAAACCAGUCGAGAUUGGGUUCCUCCUUUUCAACUUGAAAUUUUGCAAUUGGAUUCUUGGCAUCUGGGACCUGAAUGGCCAAUGUGGUUGCGGACACAAACGCAAUUAACACGUCUAAGCUUAUCCUGUACAGGAAUUUCAAGUACUGUUCCAACUUGGUUUUGGAACUUAACUUCCAAAGUAAGGUAUCUGAAUCUCUCUCACAAUCAAUUGUAUGGGCAGAUUCAAAACAUAGUUGCUGGUCCUAUGUCAGUGGUUGAUCUUAGUUCUAACCAUUUCACUGGUGCAUUGCCUAUUGUUCCCACCUCAUUAUUUUGGCUAGAUCUUUCCAAUUCAUCAUUUUCUGGAUCUGUUUUCCACUUCUUCUGUGAUAGGCCAGAUGAACCACGGCAACUUCAUUUUCUUCAUCUCGGGAACAAUCUUCUCUCUGGAAAAGUACCCGAUUGUUGGAUGAGUUGGCAGUACUUGAGCUUCCUAAAUUUAGAAAACAACAACCUAACGGGGAAUGUCCCAAUGUCCAUGGGAUACUUAGAUUGGCUGGAAUCGCUGCACUUGCGCAAUAAUCACCUGUACGGAGAAUUGCCACAUUCCCUGCAGAACUGUACCAGGUUGUCAGUUGUUGACCUUGGUGAAAAUGGGUUUUCCGGAAGCAUACCAAUAUGGAUAGGGAAAAGCCUUUCAGAAUUGCAGAUUCUGAACCUUCGUUCAAAUAAGUUUGAAGGAGAUAUUCCUAAUGAAGUUUGUUAUUUGACAAGUCUCCAGAUAUUGGACCUUGCACAUAACAAACUCUCAGGAAUGAUACCGAGAUGCUUCCACAAUUUGAGCGCCAUGGCUGAUUUUUCAGAAUCACGUGAUGCAAGUGUAUAUGUUAUUUUGAAUGGGAUUAGCGUUCCACUUAGCGUUACAGCGAAAGCAAUCUUGGUAACGAAAGGGAGAGAAAUGGAAUAUGGCAAGAUUCUGAAAUUCGUAAAAUUCAUGGACCUUUCAUGCAACUUUAUGUAUGGAGAGAUCCCUGAAGAACUUACCGACCUCCUCGCAUUGAAGUCACUCAAUUUAUCGAAUAACCACUUCACCGGAAGAAUUCCUUCAAAGAUUGGUAAUAUGGCACAGUUAGAAUCUCUCGAUUUUUCCAUGAACCAACUUGAUGGUGAAAUUCCUCAAAGCAUGACGAAUUUGACAUUUCUGAGUCACUUAAACUUGUCCAACAACAAUUUGACGGGACGAAUUCCGAAAAGCACUCAACUGCAGAGCCUUGAUCAGUCGAGCUUCGUCGGCAAUGAACUAUGCGGAGCUCCACUCAACAAGAAUUGCAGCGAGAAUGGGGUGAUACCGCCACCAACAGUUGAGCACGACGGAGGAGGAGGAUACAAUUUACUCGAAGAUGAGUGGUUCUACGUGAGCUUGGGAGUUGGAUUCUUCACGGGGUUUUGGAUUGUGCUUGGUUCUUUGUUGGUAAACAUGCCAUGGAGCAUUCUUCUUUCACAGUUGCUGAAUAGGAUAGUGCUUAAAAUGUAUCAUGUAAUUGUUGAAUAUGUUUAGCUUUGUUUUGUACUUUGAGUAAGUUUGUUGGCAUUUUCCUUGCUGUGACGAAUAUGCCAGUAUGGUUGUGUUGUAUGAUUUUGUCAAAUUUCGUCCUCUUGUUUCAUUGUAUUUUUUUUCAGGUUUGGCUUUAGAGGGGUUAGGUUUCAUGUCCUCCCCUCCCUUGUAUCGUUUUUGUUUUCGUUUCUAGAAGGGUAAGGUUUAUGUUCCCCCUUCUUACUCAAUGUUGUUUUUCUCAUUUUCUUGGCA
This is a messenger RNA of Malus domestica (apple), 3519 nucleotides long. Its product is annotated as receptor-like protein EIX1. NCBI's taxonomy places the organism in Eukaryota, Viridiplantae, Streptophyta, Magnoliopsida, Rosales, Rosaceae. Gene Ontology annotation, molecular function: protein binding. The record is from RefSeq and is a predicted model, not a curated record.